Molecule: messenger RNA, 4287 nt
Organism: Argiope bruennichi
Lineage: Eukaryota; Metazoa; Arthropoda; Arachnida; Araneae; Araneidae
Exons: 3
Coding region: 371-901 (176 amino acids)
Source: RefSeq, a predicted model, not a curated record
UCCACUGCGCAAGACAAGUUUUGUUUUGUUUUGUCAUUUAAAAGUAACGUUCGCGUGUAAACAUGAAGAUAUGUUUAUGCUUUAUUUCUGACGUAUUUGAAUAUAUUAAUGCUUGAGUUUGGAAACGCUAUGAGAGAUGUACCUACAAAGUAUUUUAUUCUUGAGCGUCUUUGUUUUGCUGACUUUUUGUCAAUAAUAACCUGAAGAAAUAGGGCAUUUCGUAACAUGGAGAUUCUAAUGUGACCCGACGAUGAUACAGCUGGUCUGUCAUCUCUAAACUUGGAAAAUUUUGGUUUAAUUGAUUGGAAUUGAUUGUGUUAUUUUAAGUAUGAAUUUUGAAUAUUCGGUAUCCUGAUAUGAUACAUUUAACAUGGAGCACAGAAAUCGACGUAAUCUGGAUGACGAUAGUGAUCGAGUUGUUAUUUGUAGCAGUGCUUCAUAUUGUUAUUUCACGCUUUCAAUUUUGUUAUUUUCGAUUGGUACUGUAAUUACAAUUUUAGCAUUAGAUGAAACUGAUGGUGUGUUUUCGAGUCUAACUCAUAUGUGGCUCGUAGGUCCACUCUUCAUUAGUUCUGGUUUGAUGGUCGCUGUGAAAACAAUUAUGUACUUGCGAAGAGAAACUAUGAUUAUGUUUUUAACUAGGCAGAGAACUUUAUUAAGAGAAUUUCAAUACCCAUCUUUGGAAAUUGCAUGUUCAAGGAGUUGCAGCAAUUUAACAAGGCCACCAUCUUAUGAUACAGUAAUUGGAGGAAAUCAGCAAGCUUCUCAGUUAGUUUCAGACCAUGAUAUUAAUAUGAAUCUUGAUGGAAGAUCUUUGAAUGUUGAAAAUCCACCGCCUUCAUAUGAAGAAGCUGUUCUUCUCAUUAAUCAAAGGCAAAAUGAUCAUAUAAUUGAAACUUAAGUUUCUUGAUAUAUAUUGUAGUAUUUUUUUGCAUUUAAUUAUUUGAUUGCAUUUGGCACAUGGAAUGGCAGCUUAUAGUUUUUUUUUUUAUUUUUUUUAUUUAUAAUGUAUUUGUUAUAGAUCUGCUCUGUUCAUUGUUAUUUCAAAUGAUAACAGUAUUACAUUUAUGAUAUAUUUUUAUUUGAAUCAAAAUUACUGCAUGUAAAUUUUUUAAAUAAUUUUAGAAUUAUGUGAUAGAUUUUUUUUUGUUAUAACCUAUGUUAGGUGUGCACAGUUCCUUUACUGUUAUAUACAUGAUAUAUAUUUAUAUACAUUAUAAAUGGUGUUAAGCUUCAGAAGAAAAGUGUAUUAUAUAUAGAGCAUUUAUUAAAGUAAAGGAUAUGUAAUUUGUAGGUUUAUUCUUUUGAAAUUACAUUCGUUUUGUUUUAUUCUGUAUAAUUCUGUCUUUCAUUCUUUUAAAUCAGAGUUAAAAGCUGCUGGUCAGACUCUCUGAUUAAAACCUCUUAUCCCUUUCUUUUUCUGUGUAAAAAUUAGAAAAUAGGAGUUUGUUUUUUCUAUUUUGAAAUUGAAAUAGAUUGCCAGUGUCAUAAUACAUUUUAUUUUUGAAAUUGUUAUGGAUAGUUCUAGUUAAGUCAUCUUAUCUCAAAAUAUGUAUUGCAAUUUUAUUUUCAUUGGUACAAAAGUUUAUCAUAUUUAUUUAAUGAAAUGAAAUUGCUUUUGUUAUACAUAACUCCAUCGCAUACUUCAUUUUCCCACACAUUUAUUGCUUGUGAAAAAAGUUCAGCAAAUAUUAAGAAAAAUAAUUAAAAGAUAUAUAUAUAUAUAUAUAUAUAUAGCUUAUGCCAUGUUUUUGAAUAUUGCUGAAUUUUCGAAUUCCAUGUAGCUUUUAUAAAUAGUCUACAUACCUAUAAAAUGUUUAUGAUACUGCUACAUAGUAAGCUUUACCAGACUGAAGUCCCAGUUAAAUUACGCUAUUAUCAUUGUAUGAGAUUUUUUUAGUGGGGAAAUAAUAGUAAGAAUGAAUAGUCAUUACACUAACAGUCUCAAGUAAAAUAGAAUCUACUUAUUCACUAGAAUGCUAAUAAAUUUUUGAAAUUUAUAGAUAAAAAAAAGACAAUAUAAAAUGUACAAGCAAUUAAAAUGUAUUUUCUUAAAUUUGAAUUUGGUGUAGGUUCAUGUUACCUCUUUUAUUAUUGUUUACAUUUGGUACAAAUAUUUUUAGUUUUUCAUUGAAAUUUAUUCGUUUAUCCUAUCUUUCAACAUAACAGGUAAAUAACAGGUAUAUUAAAGAAUAUCUUUGAGCCGAAUGUAGUAAAAUAUUAUUUUUUAAAUAUUUUAUUUUUCUAUUAAUGUAAGCAAAUUGAGCAAAAUAUAUUUUAAUUGAACUUUUUUGCAGUGCUUAUUCAGAGAUCAAUUGUUAUAUUUGAUCAAAGCAGUGGAUUAUUGGUUACAUUGUGUGAUUCAGCCUUGCAAAGAAAUCCAAUUUAUUUACAAACUCCGUCCUGCUGUAACGGUAAAUGUUGUUGAUUCUAAAAUAGGUAUUUGGUUUGUUGCAAGAUGCCUUAGUGGUUACAGCUUAUUCACUGAGUACAAAAUCACCAACUCAGAAUAUUCUUUAAAUUUCGUUUUAUUUCUCUAUAGAAAAUCAAUACUAAGUGCAGAUUAUGACCUGUACAUUCAGUUUAAAAAUAUCUUAAAGUGCUUUAUAUUUUAGAUUUCACUGCCAGUAUCUGUAUCAGAACAGAAUUUGCAAAAAUUGCAAAAGGUCUGUUGAUUUAUAUGUUAUGAUAACUUAGGGAGUCUGUACUUCAGAUUGUUCAAUGUAAUUUUUUUUAAAAAUAAACGUUUUUCUGACUAGUGCCUUGAUUUAAAGCAUUUCAUUGUAUUAUUUAAAUUUUGUUUUUUCUUCCUAAUAAUUGAUACUACAAUAGUUAAUUUUGUUUCCUUGCAUGCACACACACACAUAUGUGUGUGUGUAUAUAUAUAUAUAUAUAUAUAAUAUAGGGAUUAUAAAAGUUUUUUUUAAGUUGAGAAAAAGAGGAAUGUAUAGUACUUCUAUUACAGUAUCUAUCACUUAAUGCAACUGCAAUAUCCACUCAUGUUAUUGAAAUCCUGCAGUGAUGAGAAUUUUAAGUGCCAUAUGUCACUUCUAAUGUUCAUACAAUUGUUUAAAUUUGUUAUUUUUUAAAGCACUAAUUCAUACUUUGAAUAUUGAAACACAGACACAUUAAUAUUCUUAUAUAUAACAGUCUUUCAAAUUUACUUCUGAUCUUGUUAAGUAUUUGAUGUCAAGAAAAUCUUUAAGUUUUUUAGAUUUAUAAGAUUAGAGGUGAAUGCAAAAUGUUUACAUCAACUGGCUGGCCAUCCUUUAACAUUUAAUACUUUCCUUAAAGAACUGAGAAUUGCUUGAUGCAUUGUUUGUGAAGAAUGCUAUAAAGUUGAGAGGAUUAAAGGAAUAUAAAAUGCUAUCCUGAGAUAAUAAAUUCGAAAAUUUUAUUGACAAAAAUUUUGAAUCGAAUAUUAACAUAUUUUUCACACACAGCAAGUUUUCAAAAACUGCCUUAACUGAAAUUUGUUUUCAUUUUUCACUCAUAGUGUUUUCAUUAGGUUAAGGCUAUUAGAAUUCAGAUUCGAAUAUGAUUGCACUAAGUGGCAUUACUGUAUUAUAAUUUACUGUUAAAGAAGGAUAUUUAAUUAAAGGAAAAUAAAUAUUUAUCUCAUUUCAAAUUGAAUAUUUUAUAUAAGGUGAAAAAUAAUUUAUUGUUACUAAAUUUUAUUGCACUAUUUUAAGUUAUUCUUUUGAAUCCCAUUGUAAGCCAUGUCAGCUGUGAGUGAAUAUUUUUCUGGUCUGCACUUAACUAUUGUUAAUUUUGAAUUUUCAUUUUCUGUAAAUACUAGCUUAUAAUAGUAAUACAUUUUUAGAAGUUUGUGAUAUUGGGGUGAUCUUCUGAAUUUUAAAUUUUGUUUGUUAUUUUAUAAAUUUAAAUAAUAUAUGCAGAAGUCAGAUAUCAACAUUUUGCUUCCUGUUUAUUUGAUCACAGUAGUCUAAUGAUAUUUACCAUCUGUUUUGAAAAAAAUUACAUGUCAUUUUUCUGAAAGCUAAUUUCUUACUCUAAAAAGAAACUUAUUAAAUUGUUACAUCUGCUGAAAAUUUAUUACCAAUUUACAAAUUUAUUUGCUGUUCAAUUUUUUUCUGCAUUUAUUGGUUCAAUUUUGUUGGUGAUAUUUAGUUGAAUUGUAGAUUAUUGUUAUGUAGUUUUCAUAGCAAAUGCAUGAGUAAAUAUAAUUCAAUUUAUACCUUUUUUCACUCUCUUGAGAUAUUUUAUUAGGGAUUGUUUUGUGUUUUAUAAAUUUUUAUAAAUUAUAAUUUCAGUGAUCUGGUUUUC